Messenger RNA from Elaeis guineensis (African oil palm), 976 nucleotides. The record is from RefSeq and is a predicted model, not a curated record. Lineage: Eukaryota; Viridiplantae; Streptophyta; Magnoliopsida; Arecales; Arecaceae.
GGACCACCACCGGAACGAUCUGGGGGCACCCCCGGGUCUGGGCGGUGGGGGCCCCUGGCCCCGCCGGACGGCCCCGCUGAGCGCGGUGGUGGGGCAUCCGCCGCCGUCGGCGAGAUCAUGACGUGGCUGGACGGCUGCCCGGAGGGGUCUGUGCUGCUGGUGGCCUUCGGGAGCCAGCAGGUGCUGGCGCCGCCACAGGCGGCGGCGCUGGCUGAAGGGUUGGAGCGGAGCGGGGCGAGGUUUAUCUGGUGCGCGACGGAGGCGACGGUGGUGCCGAAGGAGUUCGAGGGGCGCGUAGCGGGUCGAGGGCUGGUCGUGCGGGGGUGGGCGCCGCAGGUGGCGAUCCUGGGACACCGGGCGGUGGCCGCGUUCUUGACUCACUGCGGGUGGAACUCAGUGCUGGAAGCUGUAACUGCGGGGGUGGCGAUGCUGACGUGGCCGAUGGGCGCGGACCAGUUCUGGAACGCAAGGCUGGUGGUGGAGGAGGCCGGGGUCGGGGUGGCGCUGUGCGACGAUGCCGACGCGGUGCCGAACGCGGACGAGUUGGCCCGCGUCGUGGCCGAGUCGCUGGGCGAGUCGGGGAAGGGGAUGAGGGAGCGCGCAAAGGAGCUGAGUCGAAGAGCUUUGGAUGCGGUAAAAGGCGGGGGAAGCUCGUACAAGGAUCUGGAGGGGUUGGUGGCCGAGCUUUCCAAGAUCCGGGUCAAAUGAAAUAUUUUGGUUGUUUUAAGCCGCCACGGUAAUUUGAAUCCUUGGGCAACCUUUUGGGAAAAUGGUACCUUCCAAUUAAGGUAAUAAAUGUUGGCUUCGCUUGCACCAGAACUUGGUUCAACCUAAGUGAUGCAGCCACAAAGUUUAAAUUAUAUAUUUUCUGCUUUUCUUAUUAUUUAUUGUGCUAAGUCGCUGUGUAGACAUCAUGCAUUGCAAAAAAUUCAUUUUGCGAAUAAUGUUAUGAGUUUCGCACAAUUCUAAAAGAAGU